UAUUUCUAUUUCAUAGAUUGCAAAAUGACAUUAUUUUUCAUUUACGUUCAUGUUGGCGUUGAUUUAUCUUUGCAGCCGAAAGCAAAUCAACUGGUGUUGUGUUGAUUUAGUCUUUUUAAGUCUCAGUGGGCUGUGUCCUAAUCAGCACCCUCGCGCACUACCUAGUGAGUGAAUAGUGAGAGCUGCGGAUUGGGACACAGCCGGUCUAACGGUGUUGUUUUAGUCUCUGCAUUAAAGGCCGUGGAUUAUUAUUAUUAUUAUUUUAAUAUUAAAGCAUGUAGAAAUGGAUAAAAACAACCCCGAAACAAUUUGUAAUCAUGGAAAAAUAAAAUAAAUUUUAUCUUUAGCUAUUUAGCAACCUGUGCUAACUAAGGACUAGCGAGCUAGCUAAACCAAGUCCGCUAGCCUGAAGCUAGCUAGUAAACAUCUGCGUUUUCUUAACGCAUUGCAAGGUUGGCUUUAAAAACAAAUAUUGCAUCAGAGAAGAAAUGCAGAGGUUCAAAAUGCAUUUUGUUUGGGGGAAGAAAUAUCACUGAUUUAAAUAUUGGAAAUUUAAUUCAUUAAUCAAUCAUUUUUAAGGCUGCGCGUGAGAUUUAGGUGCACGCGCGCUUUGUUUGUCUUGAGUUAAUGUUUUGGAUUUUUGUCCAUGUUUAAUGUGGAUUUUUAGGUUUUUUAAUAGAUUAAAAUCAUAUUAAUCAUCAUGAAGCGACACUAUAAUUGUACUCUUUUGCUCUUAUUUAAUCUAUUCGACUAGCCAUUCUACAUUCCCUUCAGAAUGUUAAGGAAAGAAACGGUGAAAUGUGAGAAAUCAUGAAGGAAACUCUUGCUCAAAUGGUGCCGAUCAGGGACUGGCCGACCGGGAACGGCGCCGAUCAGGGACUGGCCGACCGGGAACGGCGCCGAUCAGGGACUGGCCGACCGGGAACGGCGCCGAUCAGGGACUGGCCGACCGGGAACGGCGCCGAUCAGGGACUGGCCGACCGGGAACGGCGCCGAUCAGGGACUGGCCGACCGGGAACGGCGCCGAUCAGGGACUGGCCGACCGGGAACGGCGCCGAUCAGGGACUGGCCGACCGGGAACGGCGCCGAUCAGGGACUGGCCGACCGGGAACGGCGCCGAUCAGGGACUGGCCGACCGGGAACGGCGCCGAUCAGGGACUGGCCGACCGGGAACGGCGCCGAUCAGGGGCUGGCCGACCGGGAACGGCGCCGAUCAGGGGCUGGCCGACCGGGAACGGCGCCGAUCAGGGGCUGGUCAUUGUUGGAGCAGUGCAGCAGACAGUGAAACCGUCUGUGUAACACAAUUGAACAGUAUUUAAUGAAGGUCAUGUUUUUGUCGCGUCUCAUUGAGGGAUUUGAUGAUUUUCCAGCUCCAGUAUUUUGAAAUGCCAGAGGAAAACCAUGACUGAUCUAGUUCCUCUGUAUUAUUAUUAUUAUUAUUAUUAUUAUUAUUAUUAUUAUUAUUAUUAUUAUAUAGUAUUAUAUACCUGAGGUGUUUCAGACUCGGACGCUGCGUCUCACAUGUAUCUUAGUUCCGCAGACGAUGUUUGGUUUUGUUAGAUGUUCAGAGAACCAAUUUUUGUGUGUGUUUUAGAAUUGUGCGACUCUGAGCGAGCUGAUACCAAACUACAGCCUUGGAAAAGUGUUUGUUUUCCUUCCGGUCUUUGCUGUAGCGACCGGAGCGAGUAUACACAUGUGGAUUUGGGGAAAAUCUGUUGUUGGUCUUUAUUAAUGACAAUAUAAAUGCUAGAAAAGUUUAAACACACACUUCAUGGAUAAUUGCUGUAGAUUCAGGCUGGAUGAGAUGACAAAAAUAUCACAUUAAAAUAAUUUAGGUAACAGAUUGACGGCCAAACCAAAAUGCUGCAUUAAAACUGAACCUUUAUCGUGUGUUUAAGAGAAUUUUCCAAAAGGUUUUUUGCCUGAAAUAAAAGAACAUAGCGAAUUUUUUAGACCAUUUUUGUGUGUAACACUUACAUUAUCAUUUAAUUCAUUAAUUAAAUAAAUAAAAAUCUAGUGGUAAAAAAAAAAAGACAAUUUGCCAGAAUUUUUAGGUGUCACAAUCUUGGGCAUGGUGUCAAUUUUUAAAAAUAAAUAAAAGUAAAUAAAUAAAAUAAUAAUAAAAAAAAACCUAAACUUUUUGCUCAGGAGUUUAUUUGUAAAUAUUUCUUUUAUUUAAAUGCACGGGUAAUAAAAAAUAAACGCAUCAGAAUACCAACAAUAUAUGAGAAGAUUGUAUCAUGACAUCAUUUAUCACAAUAUUUCUAUCAUAUCGUAUCGCUCGGGUCAACUGUACAUAUCUUUUCCCUAGAUGAGAAAGAAACAAAAAAAGGGCAACUUUUCCAGUGUUCACACUGUAACCAGUCCCUCAGCGGGACCAGGCAUCCUCACAUCUUCCUCACGUCCUCCUCACGUCACUUAAUAAGCGUCAUGUGUCACUGCAAGUGUUUGUAUUGUUUCUGAAGGACUGCACUGUUAUAUAAAGCCACGUUAUUAAAGAGUGUCACUAAAUGACUGUCAUAUGGCAGGUGUGGUGGCGCUACAGUCCUC
Molecule: messenger RNA, 2550 nt
Organism: Hemibagrus wyckioides
Lineage: Eukaryota; Metazoa; Chordata; Actinopteri; Siluriformes; Bagridae
Gene: ormdl1
Product: ORMDL sphingolipid biosynthesis regulator 1
Exons: 2
Coding region: 811-1299 (162 amino acids)
Biological process (GO): intracellular sphingolipid homeostasis; ceramide metabolic process; negative regulation of ceramide biosynthetic process
Cellular component (GO): endoplasmic reticulum membrane
Source: RefSeq, a predicted model, not a curated record